AUGCAGAUCAAAAAUAAAGUCUAUGCUUUAACUUUGGGUUCCGUUGCUCUCGCUGCUUAUGCUCCUUCUGAGCCAUGGACUACUUUGACUCCAACUGCUACUUAUAAGGAUGCCGUCACUGAUUAUCACACAACUUUUGGCAUUGCUGUUAUGCCACUAUCUUCCUCAAAGGCUAAAAGAGAUGUUAUUUCUCAAAUUGGUGACGGUCAAAUUCAAGCAACUACUAGUACCGUAAGCUCUAUUUCGUCCAAGGUGAAGACUGCAUCCAAAACUACUACUGCAGCUGUUGUUUCCCAAAUCGGUGAUGGCCAAAUCCAAGCUACUACUACUACCUCUUCAAAAUCCGAAUUCACUGUUACUGCUGUGUCCCAAAUUGGUGACGGUCAAGUUCAAGCUACUACUACUACAACUGCCUCUGCAUCCUCUAUUUCUACUUCCACAGCUUCUAACGAUCCAGUCGAUAGAGUUUCAUGUAAGACAGAUGGUACUUUACAAUUAACUUUGCAUAAAGGCAUUCUAACCGAUGAAAAGGGAAGAAUUGGCUCCAUUGUUUCUAACAGACAAUUCCAAUUUGAUGGACCUCCACCACAAGCUGGUGCCAUUUAUGCUGCAGGUUGGUCUAUUACUGAAGACGGUUACUUGGCUUUAGGUGACAGUGAUAUCUUCUACCAAUGUCUUUCUGGUAACUUCUACAACUUAUAUGAUGAAAGUAUUGGAGGCCAAUGUGGCCAAAUCCGGUUGGAAGUCGUCGAUUUAGUUUCUUGUUAG
Molecule: messenger RNA, 768 nt
Organism: Arxiozyma heterogenica
Lineage: Eukaryota; Fungi; Ascomycota; Saccharomycetes; Saccharomycetales; Saccharomycetaceae
Exons: 1
Coding region: 1-768 (255 amino acids)
Biological process (GO): fungal-type cell wall organization
Cellular component (GO): fungal-type cell wall
Molecular function (GO): structural constituent of cell wall
Source: RefSeq, a predicted model, not a curated record